This is a messenger RNA of Medicago truncatula (barrel medic), 1614 nucleotides long. RefSeq lists its product as uncharacterized. NCBI's taxonomy places the organism in Eukaryota, Viridiplantae, Streptophyta, Magnoliopsida, Fabales, Fabaceae. Bases 106 to 1290 code for a protein of 394 amino acids. The transcript is spliced from 13 exons. The record is from RefSeq and is a predicted model, not a curated record.
AGAAGCAGUUAUUGGAGAAAAAGACUGAACCAUACUGGUAUCAAUUUUUGCACAUAUUUGGGCAACUUAACAAACGUUGCGGUGGUUGUGUGAGGGUAAACGAAAAUGGAAGAGCUACGGAAACUGGAGAAAGUACAACGCAUGGUUUCAUUCAUGGAUUCUCACGGCGUUUCAGUUUCAAACUCCGAUCAUCACUGUAACCGCUUCCUAGCUAAUUUCAUGCUCUUUCUGUUAGAACCUUGCGGUGACCUCGCCAUCGACGUCAAAUGCUGCUUAAUUUCCGAGCUUAUGCCUAGGCUUUCUUCUCCGUUUGUUGAGGAUGCGUAUCAAUACGUUGUUGCAGAACAAGAGAGCAAUGGUUUCGAACAAAAUCUUGAUGGAAACGCAUUGCAUAGUUGCAGUCAGAUGAAAGAUAAUAAUUUAUUGCAUGGUUAUAAUGAAAACAUAGCCAUGAUUGGGCUGGAUUCCAUGCAAAAGGCAAAUUCUACCCUUGAGGAUUUUUGCAGAUCAUAUUUUAUGUUUCAUGGAUUGGAUGUAAGCAAGCCACAAUCGAUCUUCAAAUUCUUACCUAUUCUUUCAUUCACAGAGAGCUAUAUUUAUCAGUUGGAUAAAAUGAACGAGAAUUUGCUGCAAACACCAAGAAGGAAAGAUGAGAAAGCAACACAAGAUUUAGUUUCUUGUUUCUCAACUGACCCAUUUGGACCACUUGUGACUAUUUUUGAACAAAGGGGUCUUUUGACUGAAAGGAUAACCGAAGAACUUAGACACGGGGAAGAGUAUUGGGCCCUUGAAAGAAAGCUCUGUCAUGCACUGAUAAACGAAGAAGAGAUUCUUAUUGAUGAUGUGAUGAAGGCUAUUCAUUUAAAGUCUUUUGAUUAUCGAGUGCUGAAUCUUCUUCUCUAUCAACUGCAAGGAGCUAAGGCCGAGGAGUUGCAUAUGGAGUUCCUUUCAAUUUCAGAGUUCUUGGUGGAAGUUUCUGAUGAUCUGUAUGACUAUGAGGAUGAUGUUUUAGAAAAUAAUUUCAACGUUUUGCGCAUGUUUAUCAGAAUAUAUGGAGCUUCAACUGCCCCUUCUAUGUUGGCAAAGUGCAUUACUGAGGCUGAAAGUAAGUACACAAAUCUACUGGAAUUACUGGAACCGAAGUUAUCUCUGAGCUACCAGAAAAGAUGUGCAGAAGCCACUAAAGAAGGUGGAAAGGUAUCAGAGCACCCUCUUGGUACGUGGUGUAUUCCAACCGUGAUUCAAGAUGAGGAAUUGUAUAGAUCAAACUUGAAAUCAGAUACUUCUUAAAUAUAAACUUGAUCUGUGUCAGAGGUAACCGUAUCAAUUUUAGCACUUUCAUUUCAACUGUCUUGGCCAUAUGCCGAUGAUAGAGGGCUGGAAUUGAAUUGGGAAAGAAAAAUCAAAUAUUAACUGUGCAAUGGCCAGUGAAACAAUGAAAGUGAGACCGUUUCCAAUCCAAUUAUGAUUGGUCAAGACAUUCAUGACAAUUUUCAUAUAGUUUUUAUAGUCAAUUGCAAAUUCAGAAAUGUGUAUUUGGAAUAUUGGUUUUCUUCUGCUGGCAUCAAACAUAGAUUUUUUAUAUAAAUAUUAAUCCAUGGUAGAUUGUGAAGA